AUGGCGCGGCCCAGGGCCGAAAACACCCCAGGCCACGCCCAAGCAGCCGCCGACGCCGCCGACGCUGCCGCCGCAGCCCCCCUGCCCGCGCCGUCCCCUCCCUCCAUGGUCAAAGCCGCCUCGCUCCUCAUCCUCCUCCAGCUCGCGUCCCGCCUCCUGACCUUUGUCGUCAACCAGCUGCUCCUGCGCUUCCUGACGGCGCCCCUGCUCGGCGUGUCGACCCAGCUCGAGGUCUACUACCUCUCGGUGCUCUUCUUCGCCCGCGAAGCCCUCCGCGUGGCCAUCCAGCGCCAGAGCCCGCCGCCGCAGCGCCACGAUGCCGCGGCCCGGUGCCAGGCCGUCGUCAACCUCGGCUACCUGGCCGUCCUGCUCGGCUCCGUCCUGAGCGCCGCCCUGGGAAAGCUGUACAUGUCGUACGCGCGCGAGUCGCGCCUGGCCGCCGAGACGCCCUAUCUGACCGAGAGCGUCUACCUGUACGGGGCGGCGGCGCUGACGGAGCUGCUCUCCGAGCCGUGCUUCGUCCUCAUGCAGGCCAGGCUGCAGUUUGGCACGCGGGCGGCCGCGGAGUCGGUCGCCACGCUGGCCCGGUGCGCGGUGGUCCUGGCCUCUGCCGUGUGGGCGUCGAGCAGGCGCGCCAGCCUGGGCGUGCUGCCGUUUGCGCUGGGCCAGCUGACGUACGGAGCGGCGCUGCUGCUCGUCUACCUGGUCUCGGGGCGCGGCCUCGCGUCCGCGCUGGGCUUCUCCCUCGCGCCGCGGCCCGUCGGCGGCGGCGACGGCUUGUCGGCCUCGUACUUUUGCAAGCCGACCGUGCGGCUGGCCGCCAGCAUGACGGCCCAGAGCGUGGUCAAGCACGUCCUCACGCAGGGCGACACGUUCCUCGUCUCGCUCCUCUCCACGCCCGCCGUUCAGGGGACGUACGCGCUCGCCAACAACUACGGCGGCCUGGUGGCGCGCCUGGUGCUCCAGCCGGUGGAGGAGAGCAGCCGCCGCUACUUUUCCAGCCUGCUGGCCGCCGGCUCCGCCGCGGACGCCGAGCCCGCGGCCGCCGCCGUCGAGGAGGCCAGCCGGAGCCUGCGCACCCUGGCGAGGCUGUACCUGCUGCUCUCGGCGAUCGUGGUCGGCGUCGGUCCGCCCGCGUGCCCGGCGCUGCUCGCCAUCGUCGCCGGCAGGCAGUGGUCCCAGCACGGGGCGGGGGACGUGCUCGGCGUCUACUGCUACUACGUGCCCUUCCUGGCGCUCAACGGGCUGGCCGAGGCCUUUGUCGCGUCCGUCGCCACCGAGGCGCAAAUCCACCGGCAGUCGGUGUGGAUGGGCGCCUUCUCGCUCGCCUUUGCGGCAUCGGCCGUGCUCUUCAUGCGCGUGCUGGGCCUCGGCGCGCAGGGCCUGAUCCUGGCCAACAUGGUCAACAUGCUGUGCCGGAUCGUCUGGAGCGCCGUGUUCAUCCGGCGCUUCUUCGCCGGGAACAGGUCGUCGUUUGGGCUGCGAGGCCUCGUGCCCGCGGGCGCGGCGUCGCUGUCGCUCUGCACGCUGGUGGUGGUGCGCCGGACGGGCGUCGCCGCGACGGCUGCCGUCGAGCCGUUCCCGGCGCUGGCAAAGAUGGCGGCCUCGGCCGUGCCGCUGGUGGCCGCAAUGGCGUUUCUAGAGAGGCGCUUUCUCGUCGAGUGCGCGCGCCACGUUGGGGGCCGAACGGGCGGCCGGGUCCCCUAG
Messenger RNA from Ustilaginoidea virens, 1707 nucleotides. RefSeq lists its product as uncharacterized. The record is from RefSeq and is a predicted model, not a curated record. The coding region runs from base 1 to 1707 and encodes 568 amino acids. Gene Ontology annotation, biological process: dolichol-linked oligosaccharide biosynthetic process; glycolipid translocation. The transcript is spliced from 2 exons. Lineage: Eukaryota; Fungi; Ascomycota; Sordariomycetes; Hypocreales; Clavicipitaceae. Gene Ontology annotation, cellular component: endoplasmic reticulum membrane.